Messenger RNA from Diceros bicornis minor, 4383 nucleotides. It is a transcript of the gene NLRP12, whose product is annotated as NLR family pyrin domain containing 12. The transcript has 10 exons. Gene Ontology annotation, molecular function: protein binding. Lineage: Eukaryota; Metazoa; Chordata; Mammalia; Perissodactyla; Rhinocerotidae. The record is from RefSeq and is a predicted model, not a curated record. Gene Ontology annotation, biological process: negative regulation of canonical NF-kappaB signal transduction; negative regulation of inflammatory response; positive regulation of MHC class I biosynthetic process. Bases 79 to 3264 code for a protein of 1061 amino acids. Gene Ontology annotation, cellular component: cytoplasm.
GCAUGUAGGCAUUGCCCGUCCUGUGUGUAGAAACAUCCUAGGCUCCAGCUUCUCUCCUUCGGGGUUCACGACGCCCCCAUGCCCCGAAUCCUGGUCAGGGAUGGCCUCUGCCGCCUCUCUGCCUACUUGGAAGAACUGGAGGCUGUGGAGCUGAAGAAGUUCAAGUUAUACCUGGGGACUGCGACAGAGCCGGGGGAGGCCAAGAUCCCCUGGGGGCGUAUGGAGCAGGCUGGUCCUCUGGAAAUGGCUCAGCUUCUUGUGGCGCAUUGUGGGACAGGGGAGGCCUGGCUGCUGGCUCUUAGCGUCUUUGAGCGGAUCAACAGGAAGGACCUGUCGGAGAGAGGACAGAGAGAGGACCUGGUGAAGGAUACUCCACUUGGUGGCGCAUCCUCACUGAGGAGCCAGUCGGCACGUUCUCUGGAAGUCUUUCCUGGAACUCCAAGAAAAGAUCCCCAGGAAACCUACAGGGACUAUGUCCGCCGGAAAUUCCGACUGAUGGAAGACCGCAAUGCGCGUCUAGGGGAAUGCGUCAACCUCAGCCACCGGUACACCCGGCUCCUCUUGGUGAAAGAACAUGCAAAUCCCGUGUGGGCCCAGCAGAAGCUCUUGGACACAGGCCGGGGACAUGCGAGAACCGUAGGACACCCGGCCAGCCUCAUCCAUAUAGAGACACUCUUCGAGCCAGAUGAGGAGCGCCCGGAGCCGCCGCGCACCGUGGUCUUGCAGGGGGCAGCAGGAAUGGGCAAAUCCAUGCUGGCCCACAAGGUGAUGCUGGACUGGGCCGACGGGAGGCUCUUCCAAGACAGGUUUGAUUAUCUCUUCUACAUCAACUGCAGGGAGAUGAACCAGAGCGCCCCCCAGCGGAGCGCACAAGACCUCAUCUCCAGCUGCUGGCCCGAGCCCAGCGCGCCCCUCCACGAGCUCAUCCGAGCUCCCGAGCGCCUCCUUUUUAUCAUCGACGGCUUUGAUGAGCUCAAGCCCUCUUUCCAUGACCCUCCGGGCCCCUGGUGCCUCUGCUGGGAGGAGAAGCGGCCCACGGAGCUUCUCCUGAGUAGCCUGAUUCGGAAGAAGCUGCUGCCUGAGGUGUCUUUGCUUAUCACCACCAGGCCCACGGCUUUGGAGAAGCUCCACCGCUUGCUGGAGCAUCCCAGGCACGUAGAGAUCCUGGGCUUCUCUGAGGCAGAAAGGAAGGAGUACUUUUACAAGUAUUUCCACAACGCGGAGCAGGCCGGCCAAGUCUUUAAUUUCGUGAGGGACAACGAGCCCCUCUUCACUCUGUGCUUUGUCCCCUUGGUGUGCUGGGUCGUUUGCACCUGCCUCAAGCAGCAGUUGGAGGAUGGGGGGCUUUUAAGGCAGACGUCCAGGACCACGACAGCAGUGUACAUGCUCUACCUCCUGAGUCUGAUGCAACCCAAGCCAGGGACCCCAACCCUCCAGACCCCGCCCAACCAGAGAGGGCUCUGCUCUUUGGCAGCCGAUGGGCUCUGGAAUCAGAAAAUCCUAUUUGAGGAACAAGACCUCCGGAAGCACGGCCUCGAUGGGACGGAUGUGUCUUCCUUCCUCAACAUGAACAUCUUCCAGAAGGACAUCAACUGUGAAAAGUUCUAUAGCUUCAUCCACUCGAGUUUCCAAGAAUUUUUUGCAGCCAUGUACUAUAUCCUGGAUGAUGGGGAGCGUGGAUCCAGCCCAGAACACAACAUGAUGAGGCUGUUGGCUGAGUCCAGGUUCUCAGAGAGGAGCUUCUUGACACUCACCGUCCAUUUCCUGUUUGGACUCCUGAAUGAGGAGACGAGAUGCUACCUGGAGAAGAGCCUUCGCUGGAAGGUGUCGCCUCGCAUCAAGGCGGAACUGUUGGAGUGGAUCCAGAGCAAAGCCCAGAGCGAGGGCUCUACCCUGCAACAGGGCUCCUUGGAGCUCUUCAGCUGUCUUUACGAGAUCCAGGAGGAGGAAUUUAUCCAACAGGCCCUGAGCCACUUCCAAGUGGUCGUGGUCAGUAACAUUGCCACCAAGAUGGAGCACAUGGUCUCCUCCUUUUGUGUGAAGAACUGCAGAAAUGCCCUGGUGCUGCACUUGUAUGGGGCUUCCUACAGCGCUGACGAAGACGAUGGGGUGAGGUGGACUUCAGGGCCCCAGACGCCACUGGCACAGUCAUCCGAGAGGAACGUUCUUCCAGAUGCCUACAGUGAACAGCUUGCUGCUACUCUGAGCACCAAUCCGAAUCUGAUAGAGCUGGUUUUGUACCGCAAUGCCCUCGGAAGCCGGGGGGUGAAGCUGCUGUGUCAGGGGCUCAGACACCCCAACUGCAAACUUCAGAACCUGAGGCUGAAGAGGUGCCGAGUUUCCAGCUCUGCCUGCCAGGACCUCAGAGCAGCUCUGAUAGCCAAUAAGAAUUUAAUAAGGAUGGACCUGAGCGGCAAUGGCCUGGGGCUGCCAGGCGUCAAACUGCUUUGUGAGGGGCUCCGGUAUCCCAGAUGCAGGCUGCAGAUGAUUCAGUUGAGGAAGUGUCAGCUGGAGGCUGGGGCCUGCCAGGAGAUCACCUCCGUGCUCAGCACCAAUCGACAUCUGGUGGAGUUGGACCUGACGGGAAAUGCGCUGGAGGACUUGGGUGUGAGGCUGUUGUGUCAAGGCUUGAGGCACCCAGUCUGUAGGCUGCGGAUCUUGUGGUUGAAGAUUUGCCGCCUCACUGCUGCUGCUUGUGAAGACCUGGCCUCCACCCUCAGUGUGAACCAGAGCCUGAUGGAGCUGGACCUCAGCCUGAAUGACCUGGGGGACCCUGGGGUGCUACUGCUGUGUGAGGGCCUCAAGCAUCCCCAGUGCAAACUUCAGACCCUCCGGUUGGGCAUUUGCCGGCUCAGCUCCACAGCCUGUGAGGGUCUUUCUGCUGUUCUCCAGGUCAACCACCAUCUCCGGGAGCUGGAUCUGAGUUUCAAUGACCUGGGAGACUGGGGCAUGUUGCUGCUGUGCGAGGGGCUGCGACACCCCGCCUGCAGGCUCCAGAAACUGUGGCUGGACAGCUGUGGCCUCACAGCCAAAGCUUGUGAGGAUCUUUCUUCCACCCUGGGGGUCAACCAGACCCUGACGGAGCUUUAUCUGACCAACAACGCCCUGGGGAACACCGGUGUCAGGCUGCUAUGCAGGAGGCUGAGCCAUCCCAGCUGCAAACUCCGAGUCCUCUGGUUGUUUGGAAUGGACCUGAAUAAAAUGACCCACAGAAGAUUGGCGGCACUUCGCGUAACAAAACCCUACUUGGACAUUGGCUGCUGAAUGGUACUAUCUGCUGGUUCUUUUCUUGAAGUCAGGACAGAGGAAGAUCACUCAAGGACCUGCUAAUCAGCACCAUGAUCAGGAUCUUUAUUUCCUCAAGAGACAAACUCAGAUGCAGAAUAGAUCGUUUCUGCUUGGGGGUCUAUGACAUCAACGUGUAACAGAGCAUGCACCUUUAGUUUGGGGAAUGUUGGUGCCAGGGAUAGAACUUAGGGCAGGGCCCCGAUGAUUCUAGAACAGGGGUUCUCAACUGAGGGUGAGUUUGUCCCCCCAGGGGACACUUGGCAAUGUCAGGAGACAUGGGAGUGGUGCUGCUGGCAUCUGAUAGAGACCAGGGAUCUUGCUAAAUGUCCUACAAUGCACAGGACAGCCCCCACUCCCACCCCCAACAAAGUAUUUAACUAAAAAUGUCAAUCAUGCCAAAGUUGAGAAACCCUAUUCUCAAAGAUUAAUGGUGCAAUAUAGUUUGGAAGGCUGGCGUACCUUAGAAUGCUUGUUAUGCCAACAAUCCUUGCAAUCUUGUUUUGCACCAUGAAUCUGUCCCCUGGCUAGAGCCAAUCAGACCAUGGUUGGACACCUGCCACGGUUAGCUAACUGUAGGCUGGCUCAUAAUCUACAUACACCAUGCUGUGGAUGAACACAUGAAACCAACCACAAUUUGACUCUUGGGGAUUUGAACUAGGAGAUUGAUGGUUGGGAAACUUCACAAGAAUGCCGGGAGCAUGUCAUGCUGAAGCCAUCAAGAUGUCUGGAAAGAGCAGAAUUUACUAGGAAGCAGAGGAAACUUGUUGAGAUGAGAAAGGAUAGUGACCUUGUAACCCAUGAAAGGAUGGAAAAGAAAAUAACUCACAUUCUGAAGACAUUCCUGUGGACAUGAAUAAAUGCUCCAUGAAGUCACAUUAACAUAUUGUUCCUUGAAAUCAAGCCCUGUUCUGAAUCCUCUUAGCUUACCUGCCCUCCAGUCCCCUUUUAUCAGCUGCUACUGAAUGAACCUGCCCAUCUCACAAGCCCUGUUGAUCACGACCCAGGCCCUUUGAAGCUGACUAACCGAGAAACUUGACCCAGUUAUCUAAUCCCUAGGCUGCCUCAAAAAGAUAGGGGCCAAUAAAAUCUGAGCAC